UCAAACGAAAUUUAGAAUAAACCCCCAAACCCUUUCUAUCAUACGAAGCCUCUGCCUGUGCUGAAACAGGUGCCGCGGCGCCAGCCUUGCGCCACCACCACCUGCCGCUCGCGCCACCACCGUCGGCCGUCGCACCACCGGGUCCAUCACCGUCGGCCGUUGCGCCACAUCCCCUGAAUUUGUAUCAGAGACACCGAGAGAGGAAAUGAAACGUUUUUUUUCUAAAAAACGUAGAGGUGAAUCUUCAAGUCGUUCAAUUACACCUUUUAUUGGAGCAAAUGUAGAAGUUGAAGAGAAUGUGGAAACAGAAACAAAUUUUAAUGAAGAUGUUCGUGAUCCGGGAUUAAGGAAACCAAUUGAUGAGUUUGAUAUUGCUAUUCGAGAUCAAGUACGUAGAGAAUAUUGGUCUAUGGGGCCUUGUCAAGUAGUUGGACAUACAUAUCCAAAGACUGAAUUCGGCACUCAAUUAAGGAGUUUUCAAGAUGUGUGGUAUCAAAAGUUUGUGUGGUUAGAGUAUAGUGUUGCAAAAGACGCUUGCUUUUGCUUUUGGUGUUAUCUUUUCAAGCCACAGGAUAAAGCGAGUCGGUAUAGAGCAGAUGCAUUUACCAAGACAGGAUUUAGCAAUUGGAAGAAGGCUUUGGAUAAAUUUGCAGAACAUGUUGGAAAUGCAGAUAGUUGUCACAACAAUGCUAGAAUGCAAAUUGAAGCCUUUAAAGAUCAAAAGCUAGCACCGAUCUACUUAGAUGCAUGGCAUGUCUUGAUCCAAGAGAUUCUUUCUCCCAAUUCGACAUUAAUCAACUCAUGCGUUUUACUACUUGGUAUCCUGAAGACUUCUCCGCAGGUGAUUGUUUAUGUCUGCCACAACAACUCCGUAAUUUCAUAGUACUUGUGCGGCAUCAUCCUCGCUUUUCUACGAUCACUGAUUUGGGAAGUUUUGCUCAAGAAAUGGUUAAAAGUGGAAAUCAUUUAAUUUUUCAAUUAGUUUAUCGUAUGAUUGAAUUGACAUUGGUUUU
Salvia miltiorrhiza (redroot sage) is the source of this 1013-nucleotide messenger RNA. RefSeq lists its product as uncharacterized. The coding region runs from base 206 to 883 and encodes 225 amino acids. The record is from RefSeq and is a predicted model, not a curated record. Lineage: Eukaryota; Viridiplantae; Streptophyta; Magnoliopsida; Lamiales; Lamiaceae. The transcript has 3 exons.